AUGUAUUUGUCAGACGAAGUGAUUUAUGUGUGUUUACUUCUUGUAUCAAUACCGAUUGGAUUUCUUUUCAAAAAUUCUCGCCAUGCUAAUUUAAAAGCGUACUCUUCGACAUUAAUUGGUUUUAUUUUUGCUUUAAUAGUUUGUCGUUGGGAUGUUUUACAUUCAUUAGUUACCACUUCAGUAACAUGUCUUAUAUUAGCCGGUGUUACUGCAAGAUAUGUUCAUAUAGCAACAUUUGUAUGGUGUUUUUCAUAUUUAUUAUAUUUCCGUACAACUGAUCUCUUUUCAAUUCGAUUACCUGUUGCACAUAGUAAUGCUAUUCAAUUAAUGCUAACACUUAAACUUGUGGGUAUUGCUUAUGAAUGGCAUGACUCUUACACACGUUUGAAAACUAUACGUGCACAACAUAAGACUGAUGAAAGUGAAAAAUUACAUUUACAAGAUAUGUAUUUAUCUGUGAAACCAUCUACUAUACGAGUAUUUCAAUAUGCUUAUUGUUAUAUUGGCCUUCUAACUGGUCCGUAUUAUCGUUAUAGAACAUAUCAUGAUUGGUUGGAAAUGAAACAUGGAGUACAUAUACAUGGUUUAACAUUUAUGAGAAAACGUGCCAUAUUUGGUUCAAUAUACAUAUUAGCUUAUUUACUUUUAUCUGCUCUUGUUUCAUUUAAUGAUGCACUUGAUGACAAAUUUUAUACAAAUCCACUUUGGUAUCGAUUACUCUAUAUGCCACUUGUGUUUACAUUAUUUCGUUGUCGAUUUUAUUCUGCUUGGUUAUUGGCUGAAUGUAUGUGUAUGUCAGCAGGUUUCGGAGCGUAUCCAUUGGUUAGUAAACCUAAACCUGGUCAAGGCCCAACAGAUCUUGCUGCUUUAAAACACGCUUACGAACAAGCACCGAAUACAAUAGCUUAUGACUUUGAAACUAUUCAUAAUAUCGAUGAAUGGAAAUGUGAAUCAGCAUUUACAGUUAAAGAAGUACUUCGAUAUUGGAAUAUGAGCGUUCAGUAUUGGAUGGCAACAUGUGUUUAUAAACGAAUUAAAUGGCGACGAAUAGCUCAUCCAGCUACUAUGUUUGUUUCUGCUUAUUGGCAUGGUAUUCAUUUGGGUUAUUAUAUGGGCAUGGUUUCAACUACGCCAUCUAUUCUUGCUGAAAAUGCUAUGGAAGCUGGUGUACGUCGUCGCAUUCCAGUUAAUAGCCGAUUCAUUCGUGUUUAUGAUAUGUGUUCAUGGUUUUUUCGUACACGAAUGUUUGAUUAUAUGUCAAUUGGCUUCAUUCUUAAACAUUUUUAUUAUACAUGGAAAUAUUGGAAAAGUGUUUAUUUUAUCGGUCAUACUGUUACUUUGAUAUUAUAUUUGAUUGGUUUAAUUGCAAUACAAAUACGACCUAGAGGCAAAAGAAAAGAAAUCGUUCAUAAAGAUCUUGGUAUUGAUGUACAACCAAAAGCACCUGAAGAACAACAUCAAAGACUUGAAAACGAACAUAAAAAAGAACUCUAA
This is a messenger RNA of Rotaria socialis, 1494 nucleotides long. NCBI's taxonomy places the organism in Eukaryota, Metazoa, Rotifera, Eurotatoria, Philodinida, Philodinidae. The record is from the annotation of a GenBank genome assembly.